AUGACGGGUUUAUCUGUUUUCCACUUUCUUCUAUCAUCAAUCCUUCUUCUUUCCUGCGUCCUCCUGCAAUACCAGCCAGUUCACGCCAUUAAAAAGUCUUACGUUGUAUACUUAGGAUCACAUUCGCAUGACCCAAACCCUUCUGCUAAUGAUCAAGAUUCUGCCACCAGUUUUCAUUACAGCCUACUAGCUUCACACUUGGGAAGCCGCAAGAAGGCGAAAGAAGCGAUAUUUUAUUCAUAUAACAGACAUAUCAAUGGUUUUGCUGCGUUGUUCGAGGAGGAGGAAGCAGCAGAUAUUGCAAAAAAUCCAAAAGUAGUGUCAGUGUUUAUGAACAGAGGCCACAAACUUCAAACCACACGGUCCUGGGAAUUUCUGGGAUUAGAGAACAGUAAUGGGCAAGUUUUGGAAGACUCAAUCUGGGAGAAGGCUAGAUAUGGAGAAGAUACCAUCAUUGGUAACAUCGAUACUGGUGUAUGGCCUGAAUCGAGGAGCUUUAGCGACGAAGGAAUGGGACCAAUCCCUUCAAGGUGGCGAGGUGCAUGCCAACUUGACAAUUUUCGUUGCAAUAGAAAGUUGAUUGGAGCACGAUUCUUCAGUAACGGUUACGAGUCCCAGUUUGGCAAACUCAACGAAUCGCUCUACACAGCGCGCGACGAGUUAGGCCAUGGCACUCCUACUCUCUCCGUCGCCGGAGGUAACUUCGCUCGUGGCGCAAACGUUCUUGGCUUCGGCAAUGGCACCGCCAAGGGUGGGUCCCCCCGAGCCCGCGUCGCCGCCUACAAGGUCUGCUGGCUCUCUGUCACCGGAAUCCAAUGUACCGAUGCUGACGUCAUGGACGCCUUCGACGCUGCGAUUAGCGACGGUGUUGAUGUGAUCUCCUUCUCCUUGGGGAAGCCUGUUCCACCAGAGUUUUUCCAAGAUGGGUUUUCCAUUGGAGCCUUUCACGCCAUCGCCAAUGGCGUCAUGGUCGUCGCCGGUGCAGGGAAUGAAGGACCAGGUUUCGGAACUGUAACCAACGUGGCUCCAUGGAUGUUCACUGUUGCUGCUAGCUCAAUAGACAGAGACUUCGCCAAUUACGUUGUUCUUGGUGACCAGAAGCAUAUAAUGGGAGCUAGUCUUUCUACAGGCUUACCAUCCGAGAAGUUCUAUCCUCUGAUCAAUUCUAUUGAUGCUAAAGCUGCUAAUGCCACAGUUGAGGAUGCUCAACUGUGCAAUGCUGGAAGCCUUGAUCCCAAGAAGGCUGAGGGUAAAAUUCUUGUUUGCCUCGUAAACAGCCCAAUAGGAAUAGUUUUCGCAGAGCAAGGGGCCGUACUUGCAGGAGCUGUAGGAUUGAUUUUGGCCAAUGAUGAAAAACGGGGAAAUGAUAUUAUGGCUAUUGUCCAUUUGCUGCCUGCUUCACACAUCAAUUUCACUGAUGGUGAAUAUGUUUAUUCCUACGCAAAACUCGCCAAGGCCCCUAGGGCUUAUAUGACAAGAGCAAAAACACGAGUAGGAAUUAAACCAGCUCCUGUAAUGGCUUCGCUCUCAUCUAGGGGACCUAGUAUCAUCCAACCGGGGAUUCUCAAGCCUGAUGUCACUGCACCAGGAGUGGACAUUCUUUAUGCAUACCCAGAUGGCCUAACUGUGACUGGUGUUGAUUCCGAUAAACGUCAGUUUUUAUUUAAUAUAGGGUCAGGAACCUCAAUAUCAUGCCCUCAUGUUUCAGGCAUUGUUGGCCUUCUCAAAACAGCCUAUCGUCAUUGGAGUCCUGCUGCUAUCAGAUCAGCAAUCAUGACUACUGCAAUGACGCUUGAUAACAACAACAAACCGAUUCUGGAACAGUCCAAGCAAGAAGCAAACCCAUUUGCUUAUGGUGCAGGGCACAUCCAACCGGACCUUGCAAUGGACCCAGGACUUGUUUAUGAUCUGAAUACUGAUGAUUACUUGAACUUCUUAUGUGCUCAUGGUUACAACCAAACCCAAAUCAUGUUAUUUUCCAAGAGCCCUUAUACUUGCCCAGGAUCUUUCAGCAUUGCAGAUUUUAACUACCCUUCAAUCUCUGUGCCUAAUCUUGGAAACCAAUCUGUAACUGUUACUAGAUCACUCACAAAUGUGGGAGAGCCAGGUGCUUACAGUGUCCAUGUGAAGGCUCCUCAUGGAGUUGGUGUGUUGGUUGAGCCAAGUCUGCUGAUAUUUGAGAAAACCAGUGAGAAGAAGACGUUCAAAGUUAUCUUGAAAUGGAUUGGAGAAGAUGGCUUUUCCGAUUAUGUAUUUGGAGAGAUGUGGUGGUCAGAUGGCAAGCAUAAAGUUAAGAGUCCUAUUGUAGUGAAGCAUAUACAGGAAUAGUCUAGAGGGUUAUUAAACUUGUUGGCCAGAAAAAUCAUGAUUUUUUUUUAAAAUUAGAAACUACUGCA
This is a messenger RNA of Neltuma alba, 2396 nucleotides long. Its product is annotated as subtilisin-like protease SBT5.4. The record is from RefSeq and is a predicted model, not a curated record. Gene Ontology annotation, molecular function: serine-type endopeptidase activity. The transcript has 11 exons. Gene Ontology annotation, biological process: proteolysis. Bases 1 to 2328 code for a protein of 775 amino acids. Lineage: Eukaryota; Viridiplantae; Streptophyta; Magnoliopsida; Fabales; Fabaceae.